UAUCACCCGACAUACCCCUAUACUUCGAAUCGAAAUUCAAUUGAAAUGGCCACGAGGGUAGUGAGCAGCGAGCUUCAGCCCAGCGGCUCGCAUGGCCUGACCAGAGUGCACACCAACGAAUUCAAUGAUUCAUUCCUAGGACGUGUCAAAGCCUUCUUCCACCGCGAUGCCCACGUCGGCCAAGUCAGCUACAAUGAGCUGCGCGAUCGUCAGGAUCUAGAAGUACAUACCUGGCGCGGACCAGACGACCCCGAUAACCCGUUCAACUGGGGCAGCGGGUACAAGUGGACGCUGACGAUCACGAUAUGUAUAAUCUCCAUUCUCACCGGUAUCCCGGCCGGUUCGUAUGGCGCGGGAAAUGAAUACAUGGCGCAGCGCUUCCACGUCCAAAAUGUGCCAUUUCCCAAUCUGGCGUGGGCCACGGCAUCAUGGAACAUGGGCGCCGCGUUCUGGCCGCUGAUCUUCGUGCCGUUGACCGAGUCGUCGGGUCGCAUGCCGGGGUACUUCGUGGCGUACUUUAUCCUCGUGGUGUCUCUUUUCCCGUCCGCGUUCGCGCAGAACUUUGCGACGCUAGUCGUGACGCGGUUCUUCGGCGGUGGUGCGUCGUCCGUGGCGAUCAACAUCGUCGGAGGCAGUAUUAGCGAUGUCUGGCGUGGGGAGAGGGCGCGUAGUAUUCCCAUGUCGUUGUUCGGACUGACCAGUGUCAUCGGCAUCGCGUUGGGUCCGUUCGUCGGGUCCGCCAUCCAGGCAAUCCACAAGGAAAGCCCAUGGCGCUGGAUCUUCUACAUCCAGAUCAUCUACAACGCAGCGCUAAUCCCGGUGUUCUGGCUUCUGCUAAAGGAGACGCGAGAGGACGUCAUCCUGUCGAAACGGGCCAAGAAGAUCCGCCAGGAAACAGGACGGCCGGUAUACGCGCGCGCUGAAAUCAACCACCAGAGCGUAUUGAAGCUCCUCCAAGUAUCAUUUGAGCGGCCCACACGCAUGCUCCUGACAGAGCCCGUGGUCGCUUUCUUCACGCUGUGGAUCAGCUUCGCCUGGGGUAUUCUCUUCCUGUUCUUUUCGAGCGUGGUGCAGACCUUCAGCCACAAUUACGGGAUGAACACGCUGCAGACGGGGAUGAUCCAGCUCGCGAUCUCGGUGGGUGCCCUGAUCGGCACGUUGAUCAACCCACUGCAAGACUGGAUCUACCUCCGAACAGCGAGUCGCAAUCCUGAAAAACCCGGCCAUCCGAUCCCCGAAGCCCGACUGUACACCUCUAUCCCAGGGAGUCUGCUGUUCACGGGAGGACUGUUCUGGUAUGGCUGGUCGAGUUUCCCACAUGUUCCCUGGAUUGUGCCGACUAUGGGGAUCGCUGCCACGGGUCUAGGAAUCUAUUCCAUCUAUAUGGCGGUCGUCAACUACUUAACGGACUCGUACGAGAAGUACGCCGCAUCGGCGUUGUCGGCCGCCUCGCUGGGCCGUAACACGUUCGGCGCCUUCCUGCCGCUGGCAUCCUAUCAGCUGUUCGAAAAUCUCGGGUAUGGCUGGGCUGGGUCACUGCUGGGAUUUAUCGGCGCGGCACUGUCGGUGGUGCCUAUCGUGCUGGUGAUCAAGGGGCCGGCCAUCCGGGCGCGAAGCCCGUUCAUGCGUGAAGCCACCUUUGCAGACCCGGACAGCGAUAAAGAGGAUUUGCGAGAGAAGGAGGGCGCUAUUGAUGGUGCGAAUCAAAGUUUGGGACCUGGUGCGACGAACAGGUUUAGCAAUGCAUCUACUACGGAUGAGGGAGCUAACCGAGUGAGCAAUGAGGUUGCUCAUGGCCCACAUACCAUGCAGGAUGUUGUGUGAGGGAAGACAGAAGUAUGGAGAUGAACAGAAGAGACGACUAGAGGUCGGAAUGAGCAACGAAGACAGAGAGGGAAUGUCAAAUUGAAGAUAAAUUGGAGGAAGAGUCUUAACAUAUGGAUGAUUACUAACUGCACCUGAUGCUAUGCUAUGCUAUGCUAUGCUAUACCAUGACAAGUGCCCGAUGGUACGACUUGGUUGUCUUAUGUACAUAAAAGUUCCAACUCUUUAAAGUACUGUCAAAUAAGGAUAGAAUAACAAGAUUGAAAGACAAGAAUAGCAAAG
Aspergillus candidus is the source of this 2106-nucleotide messenger RNA. RefSeq names its product putative MFS multidrug transporter. Gene Ontology annotation, biological process: transmembrane transport. Bases 46 to 1824 code for a protein of 592 amino acids. The transcript has 3 exons. The record is from RefSeq and is a predicted model, not a curated record. NCBI's taxonomy places the organism in Eukaryota, Fungi, Ascomycota, Eurotiomycetes, Eurotiales, Aspergillaceae. Gene Ontology annotation, molecular function: transmembrane transporter activity.